Capronia coronata CBS 617.96 is the source of this 1863-nucleotide messenger RNA. Its product is annotated as ATP-dependent Clp protease ATP-binding subunit ClpX. The record is from RefSeq and is a predicted model, not a curated record. The transcript has a single exon. Lineage: Eukaryota; Fungi; Ascomycota; Eurotiomycetes; Chaetothyriales; Herpotrichiellaceae. Bases 1 to 1863 code for a protein of 620 amino acids. Gene Ontology annotation, molecular function: ATP hydrolysis activity; ATP binding. Gene Ontology annotation, cellular component: mitochondrial matrix. Gene Ontology annotation, biological process: proteolysis; protein catabolic process.
AUGCAGACAAUGGGCGCUAUACCCGCGUACCUCUGCCCUGCUCUUGAUGGGACGAUGGCUGCGUCAACCAUGUCACUUUCGGGCGGGUUGCGUUCAUCCUACAUUGCUCUGAGCAGGCGCCGAAUUUCUACCACUGGCCUCAAAUUCUCCUCGUCCCAAUUUCAUCGUUCUGACUUCGCCAAUCAGCCUUUCACUGGCAUGUACGAAUCAGGUCUCCCGACUUCGGGCCCGUUGGGCGGCGCUUCCGUCUAUGGCACUUUACAACUCACCCCCAAGAUGCUGAAGCAGCAUCUGGAUCAAUUUGUGGUGGGCCAAGAACGAGCAAAGAAGGUGCUCAGUGUUGCUGUAUUCAAUCAUUAUCAGAGGAUACAGGAGAUACAGAGGCGUGAAGAGGAGGAGGAAGAACUGCUGGCUCAGAGAGAAAGAAGGGAACGCCAUCCUGUUGAGACUGAAUUUCCCGGACAACAGGCGACUAUACGCAUGGAAGCCCCCCCGGGUCCACGAUUUGAUGCCCGUACUGGUGGCUCACCACUAGUGGACUCCAGCCCUCUCGCGCUGGAGAAGUCGAACAUUUUAUUACUGGGGCCCAGCGGUGUGGGAAAGACGUUGAUGGCGAAAACUUUGGCAAGAGUGCUUUCGGUCCCAUUUUCCAUGUCGGAUUGUACUCCGUUUACGCAGGCUGGGUAUAUUGGUGAGGACGCCGAGGUCUGUGUCCAUCGGUUGUUGGCUGCUGCGAAUUACGAUGUUGAAAAGGCCGAACAUGGCAUCAUAUGUCUGGAUGAGGUGGACAAGAUCGCAACAGCUAAAGUCAGCCACGGCAAAGAUGUGUCUGGUGAAGGUGUGCAGCAGGCCCUGUUGAAGAUCAUUGAAGGGACGACCAUCCAGGUUCAAGCCAAACCCGAGCGAAACGCGCCUCGAGCAGGGGGUCACUCACAAACUUAUCCAACUAACAGCCCCUUAGGGGCUGGGAUAUCUUCCGGCUCACCAGGUGCUCCAUCCCCUCCCGCCAAGGGUGAAGUUUAUAAUGUGCGGACGGACAAUAUCCUGUUCAUAUUCAGCGGCGCUUUUGUUGGUCUCCAGAAGCACAUCAUGGAUCGAUUGUCGAAAGGCAGUAUCGGAUUCGGAGCCAACGUGCGGUCUAGCUCCAAUCUGCACUUUUAUUCCCGCGAUCAGAAAUCGACCGCGGCUGCUCCUGUGCCAAUUCUGCCGGGUUCUCAAGAAGAGGCUCUCUAUAAGAAACAUUUGCCCUUCUUCACUCCAGCUCCAGCGCCUGAACAGACUUCAUUGGACGGUUCUGCGCCAGAGCCCAACUACUUCAACCCGUUGGAUCUUGUCACGCCGGCGGAUCUACAAUCAUACGGCUUCAUUCCUGAGCUUGUUGGCCGUAUCCCUACAGCGGCUGCAUUGUCCGCCUUGACGCAUUCAUUGCUGCUGCGCAUCCUCACCGAACCCCGGAAUUCCCUCGUUGCCCAGUACGUCACUUUAUUCUCUCUCUCCGGAAUCGAACUUCGCUUCACUACGCCCGCCCUUCACGUUGUUGCGUCAAACGCUAUUACCAUGGGAACCGGCGCUCGUGCUCUGCGCACUGAGAUGGAGACUAUCCUUGGAGAUGCAAUGUUUGAGGCCCCUGGGAGCAGUGUCAAAUAUGUCCUCGUGACGGAACGUGUUGCUAAGAGAGAGGAAGGCGCCAUCUACUUCGGCCGAGGCCAGGGAGGGAAGUUCCAUGCUCUCAUUGCGCAGGAAGAAGGCGAAUGGGAAGACAAGCAGAAGCAAAAGGAGGCGCAUAGAAAGGCGGCAGGCCGGCCAAGCAGCUUUGAAGAUUGGCGGACGAAGGCCACCAUCGCGGCAGGCAGCGGAGGCUGA